Xyrauchen texanus (razorback sucker) is the source of this 1046-nucleotide messenger RNA. Its product is annotated as interferon regulatory factor 1-like. Gene Ontology annotation, biological process: regulation of transcription by RNA polymerase II; immune system process. Gene Ontology annotation, molecular function: RNA polymerase II cis-regulatory region sequence-specific DNA binding; DNA-binding transcription factor activity, RNA polymerase II-specific. Gene Ontology annotation, cellular component: nucleus. Lineage: Eukaryota; Metazoa; Chordata; Actinopteri; Cypriniformes; Catostomidae. The record is from RefSeq and is a predicted model, not a curated record. The coding region runs from base 194 to 994 and encodes 266 amino acids. The transcript is spliced from 8 exons.
GGAAGAGAUUGUGUUUUCAUCGCACAAUUCACUGAAGUGACACUGACACAGAUUUCAGUAGUGGGUUUAUCUUCAUUACUGACUGUUUGAAGCCGAUGAUGCACUUGUUUUGAAGACAAAAACAAAGAUCAAGGCAACUGGAGCAAAAUCAGCACAGCGAUUCAAUCAGAGUUCUGCUCCACUGGAGUAAAGGAUGCAUCAGGGACGCCUGCGCUUGCGACCAUGGUUAGAGGAACAGAUCGAGUCGGGCACAUAUCCAGGUGUCAUGUGGCUGGAUGAGUCUGCAAGAGUUUUCCAGAUUCCCUGGAAACAUGCAGCCAGACAUGGAUGGAACAUUGACAAGGAUGCGACUCUGUUCAGAAACUGGGCAAUUCACACAGGGAGAUAUAAACCUGGAACAGACAAACCUGACCCCAAGACAUGGAAAGCAAACUUCCGCUGUGCGCUCAAUUCACUGCCAGACGUCAAAGAACUUCAAGAUAAAAGUAUGAAGAAAGGUCACAACGCUUUCAGAGUUUAUAUUCUCCUGCCACACAGCAAAAUACUCAAGAGACACAGAGCUAUUAGAGGUUUGGAUUCUCAGAUUAAAUCAGAGUCUCCUCCACCACCAAUACAAAGAAACACAGCACUGGAGAGAUUUACAGAGAACUUCUGGAAGUUCACAGACGAUUGCGAUCAUUCCGAAGCUGACGUCCUGAGAAAAGAUCUUCUCUCCAGAGGUGUUGAGGAGGACCAAUCAAACAUCAGCACCACAGCACAGGGACUACAACUGACCAAAAGCGAUGAGCAUGAACAGACACAAGCCGUGCUGAAGAUUGUGGACCAUCUGAAAAACUUUGAGCACUGGAGUCCAUUAUAUGAAAGUGACAGAAGCUGGAGACCAGCAAACUCAACGUGGAUGGACUGUCUCUGUGAAACGAUGGCGUGUUCAGGUUAUUCCCUCCACACAGACUGUAAUAUUCACUGUAAUACCUCAUCAGCUCAAUAUGACUAGAAUAUCAGAGCAACCGGGACUCAAUUCUGAAUACAUCAAAUCUUCUUUCAUC